AUGCGUGAUAUUUGUGCCAAAACUCAGCGAGACACGAUUCAACGAUCGAUGCCAAUAACGAAGUGUCAAGUUGUGUUGGUAUGUGCAAUAAUCUGCAACUGCUUGAUCCUUUUUUACGUGUCUCAUGUGCAAAACAUCAACGGGGAGUGGUUCGAACAAAGCCGAUUAGCUGCUAUUAAGCAGAAAAUUGCCUUCGGCAAGACAAAGAAUGCCGCGGAGCCAAGCAGACAAUUUGAAAGUGAAGUGACAGUUGUGUUCCUUGAAUUCGAAGAAUUCGAGAAUGACCUUCCACGUACAAUUCGCUCCAUCUUGGAUCACUUCCCAAAUAUCCAUGUUGUAGUGAUAUCACGAAAAAGACCUUACCCCCCUUUAGAAUUACCUAAUGGCAAAAUUCAGUUGGUUGUACAGGAAAUACAACCCGAUCAGAAGCAAUCUUCUGGAAGGCCAGAGAAUUAUAUUACUACACAAUACGUCAUGUUUGUGCCAGACAGUGUCCGAUUUGACUCCACAAGCUUGCCAGUUAUGAUGCUUUCUGAAUUAAAGGCCAUGGCAAGCAUCAAGCCACAAGUAAAAGUUGUUGCUGUGCCAGUUAAGACAAGGAUGGCCAUUCAGUGCAACAACCUUGCUUUUGAUGUCAAGCGCUGGACUUUAGAAUAUUCGGUUUCUGAGGAAGAAGCAGAGAGCUAUUACAGAACAUGCGAUUCUGUAAGUCCAAGUCAAGUGAUUUUGUUGAAAACGGCAUUUCUUCAUAGUCUUAGUGCACCAUACAUGCGGCCCUUUCCCGAAAGUGUAUUUAUACAAGCAUCAUUGCACCACAUCAAAACAAAACUUCUCCAUAAGAUGUCUUUCUCACCAGGGUUUAAAUUAUUUACCAAUGCUCACACGGCUUGGAAGUUUGAAAACAAUGUAAAAACAAGAACAAAUGAGAUGUACCUUAAACUUGGAGUGAAGAAAGUUGCUCAUCCUUCUGGACAGGUCAGUUGGUAUGGCUGUGCAAAGGACACAGGACGAUGCUUUGGCACUGUUUAUGAUGACAUGCCAGAAUAUUUGUACAUGUCAAGAUGGACACCUCCUUGUUGUCUUAACCACCUAAGGGAGACUGCUCAUUAUCUCUUUGAUAUUCUAAACACGGCAGGCGUGCGCUACUGGUUAGAGGGAGGGAGCUUACUGGGUGCUGCUCGUUACGGUGAUAUUAUUCCAUGGGAUUAUGAUGUGGACAUUGGAAUUUUUCAGCACGAGAUUAGCAAGUGUUCUUAUCUUGCUGAAGCAGAAAAACACUCAAACAGUGGGACAAAGUUUAUUGAUGACAAAGGUUAUACUUGGGAGAAAGCCAAGGAAGGAGAUUUUUACAGAAUCCAAUACAGUCAAUACAACCAUUUGCACGUGGAUAUUUUUCCAUUUUUUGAAAAAGAUGGUGUGAUGACUAAAAGAACAUGGUUCAAAACACACAGACAAGACAGGGAAUUUCCAGCUAGUUAUCUCAAGCCUCUAGAGACCAUUGACUUCGUCGGGAUUAAAGCCUCAGCCCCCAAUCAUGUUCGAGAGUUUCUAGAAUUUAAGUUUGGUAAAGGUGUCAUAGAAAACCCACAAUAUCCCAAUCCAUUGAAGCUCAAAAAGAAAUCCAUUGUUAAAUAUUAG
Porites evermanni is the source of this 1638-nucleotide messenger RNA. NCBI's taxonomy places the organism in Eukaryota, Metazoa, Cnidaria, Anthozoa, Scleractinia, Poritidae. The record is from the annotation of a GenBank genome assembly.